UAUUGCUGCGUAUGGGGGUGGCUAUUUGUAUACAGUAUACUGUAUGAUCCAUUUCUGAGUAGCAGCGUCACUAUAGUCGUGUUAUACAAUACAGGCUGGUGUUCCAUUAUUGGAUUAUAAUUAUUGAGUCAUUCUUUCUCAGUGUUUUACUGACAAAGCUAGUCUCAUCUAAUCACAUCAUUGAAAUACACGAGCCAUCGCUGCAGUGUGUUUGAACAAACAAAUCAAAAUCUUAGUUUUCCCUGUAAACAAAACAAAAAAGAGAUUCUGCCUUAUGGAGUGACAUUCAAAACAUUUGACCCGUAGGACUUAAAAUAUGCCAGCUAUUAGAAAUAUUGAAAACAGUAGCCUAUUCACAUUUUACGUAGAACAUAAUAGAUAUUUCCAGUACGUCAUCAUGUGGUCAUAACUACGUCAUAAUAGAAAAAUCACUUCUUAUUGUCACAACAUUAUUUUAAUAUUCAAAACGCCAUUUGAUCAAUGAAACGCCGCCACUCAUAAACACUGAACGGGAAUUACAAGUGGACGUCUUUCAAACAGUCCUAGAUAUAUUUUUUGGUAUAUUCCGAUACUUACCAAGGAAGUCAAUAAGAUGCCUCUAGGCCACACUGUGGACUCCACUGACCCUGACAGUGAGGCUGCAGUCAAGAUGGAGCUGCACAAGCUUCAGCACCAGUAUCACACCCUGGAGAAUGAAUACAAGAUCUACUGCGACGAGGCGCAGCACCUGAUUCGACGACAGGGGGAUGAGAUCAGCGCUCUGUUAAAAGAGCACAAAGAGAUCGAUACAGACAUGCUGCUGCUGAACUCGGACCAGAAUGUCCUGCAGGAUGGGACUGACCUGAUGGAGAUGAAGUCCCUGCUGGAGAGCAAGGACAAGUAUGACAGGCUCAUCAAGAAGCACAAAGAACGCAUGAGCCAGCUGGACACACAGAUCAAAGAGAUCGAAGGAAAAAUCUUUGAGAAAAGGAAGAAAAUGGGAGGGCCGAUCGGUAAACAGAGGCAGACCGCCUCCAUGCAGAAGCACAUCAGAGUGCAGGAGAGCUGUCUACAGCAGGCCACUGUGCGUUUUGACAAACUGCUGGCCAAGAACACAGCCCUCCGAGAGGAGAUUGAGGACCACAGGUUCUGGAGGGACAAGUAUGGGAACUUCUUUCACAAAAUCAGCAGGGAACUGUGCCUCCAGCAGCAGCUCAUGAACAAGCUUGUGGAGCAGGCAACCGAGGCCUAUGACCAAAGGUCCGAGGCGCUGGCCCGCGCGUUAGCGGUGAGGGAUCGCAGUCAGAAGGACAAGGCCUUGUUCAACACGGAGGUGCAGGAGUUAUUGAGGAUCAUCGACCACGACCACAAACUCAGGAACUUCAUGAUGCACAAAUCACACGAGCGCAGCGUUGCCGAGGAUGACGAGCUGAAAGUCGCCAAAAAGAAAAACACCGAGCAGAGACUGAUUGAGCGGGUGGGUGGCGACUCCAUCGAGAGCUACCAGACUGCGUACCAGCGCGUGGUGGAGCUGACGGGGCAGGAGAACGUGGACGUGAUCAGGCAGCAGUUCAUUGAGAACGAGGAGAAGAACUUUGCUUACUUCAGCUACAUCAACGAGCUCAAUAACAAGACGGAGAUGCUGCAGGAAAAGAUACAAAAACUGCAGGGGGAAAUUCUUCAGUUCCAGUUUCAGAACAAGCAAUUAAAUGAGGACAGGCAUGCAGCCCUGAAGAACCUGGAGAUGACGCUGGAGAGGACGACUCUGCAGGCCAAUGACCUGGAGCUCCAGUACAGGCUGACCUGUAAAUCCCUGGACCAGCUCAAGACUGGCGUGGAGUCCCUCUUCACCAAGAUGAACUGCGACCCCUCUUCCAUCGUGAACAAGCUGGGGGGAAGGCAAGGCAUCACUGACUUCAACAUCGUGCAGUACAUCGGUAUUCUGGAGCAUAAGACCAGCGACCUGAUGAUGGCUCUGGCCUGUCUGGGCAUGAAGGAGGCCGAGUAUCAGGACAUUCCUCCCACUAACCCUCUACUGGGUGGCUCCUCGCUGUUGUCUGUUGUGCCGGACAUUAAAAUAGAAUUGCCUUCAGCCAUGGAGGGGAGCGACGCUAACCCAGUGGAGAUUCCAGAGUGGCCCCUGGAUUUUGAAUCCUUGCAUGACAAGGUUCUCCAGAAGGUCGCGUUUAAAGAGGAGCUCUGCAAAGGGAUGGAGGGGUCCAAAACAGACAGGGGGGUCCGUGACGGCAGGAAGACCCUGAAAAACCUGUGAGCAGCGCAGGCACAGCCAGCCACAUGCACCACGCCUCCCACCAUGAAAAGAUUCCCCCCUUAAGUAUUUAAUAUAUUAAUAAUAUCACAAGAAUACAACAAGAGCUUGAACUAACAGAGUUGCUAUUGAGUCACUUGACAUAGUGUGAUCACUCUUUGCUAUUUCAGCUACUGAAGGCUGUUGCGAGGACCCGAUUAGAAUUAGACAUACAGGGAACAAGGAAAUAGAAACACCUGCCAUCUAUAGAACACACUUUGCUGCCUGAUUAAUUUGAUAGGCAAAUGGCAUCUGAAAUAUAUUGUGGGAUAUAUGAAAGCUGUAUCUCCCUGUUUUCAAUUAGAAAUGUGUCAUUACAGCACACUUGAGUGAUUUUGAUAGAAGGUUGCUAGUAGGUGCUACAACGUGAUGUCGCAAAAGUCUACUGGAAGACAUAAUAGUAGUACAAUAUUUCAUGUUAGAUUUUAUAAUGUCACAUUUCUCAAUUUUUGUCAUUUUUUCAUGAAGUAUAUGAAAAACUAAAAAGCGGUGUGUAAUUCAAUAUGUUAACGUAACAUUAUUCAGUAAGCUUCAUUCGACUGUAUGAAGUUAAUUCUGUAGGAUGAUGCAAAACUUUUGGCCAUAGCUGUACGUGCCCCCUGUGUAUAGCACUGACAGCCUAUAAACCAACAGCCUCCAACAGCCUGACAUUACCUACCAUCUGUCUUCACACUUCUGACUGAUGACCUUUGAUAAGCUGAUGGGUACAGCCUAGUUUAGAGACAAUCUGUCUGUAAAAUGGAUUGGAUGCACAAGCCCAUUGUUAGUAGUUUGUUUAACAUUACAAAUAGCAUCCAUACUGUACGCACUAGAAAGAAGGACAGCACAUUGGAUUACAAAGCUUGGAAAAUACACCCCUAAUAAUUAUGCAAGUGCUGUGUUUCUUAAAUACACCUUUAGGUGGCACUAUAAGCAGAAUUAAGAAGUUGCUCUGACUUUUUUGCUUGAGUCAGGUAUCCCAAAGUGAGCUAUGAUUCAAACUCCCAUUUAAACCCUAGCAUCUAAUUGUUUGAGUGAGUAACAGGCACCUCCAGUGCCCCACUGACGCUGCAGCAAAUAUUAAUAAGCACAUGUUAACAGUGACACUCUCCCUCAUCCCAGACAGUGAUUUUUGUUAUUCAAAUGGAAUCCCUCAUUACUAUAUCAAAGCUCCAUCUCCCUUUUUUAAAAAAAGACUGAAAGUGUAGCUGUAGUGCUCUGUGUAUGGUU
This is a messenger RNA of Acipenser ruthenus (sterlet), 3496 nucleotides long. Its product is annotated as coiled-coil domain-containing protein 63-like. The transcript is spliced from 11 exons. Gene Ontology annotation, biological process: outer dynein arm assembly; cilium movement. Lineage: Eukaryota; Metazoa; Chordata; Actinopteri; Acipenseriformes; Acipenseridae. Gene Ontology annotation, cellular component: axoneme. The record is from RefSeq and is a predicted model, not a curated record. Bases 593 to 2251 code for a protein of 552 amino acids.